Messenger RNA from Uncinocarpus reesii 1704, 1347 nucleotides. RefSeq lists its product as uncharacterized. The transcript has 2 exons. The record is from RefSeq and is a predicted model, not a curated record. Bases 1 to 1347 code for a protein of 448 amino acids. Lineage: Eukaryota; Fungi; Ascomycota; Eurotiomycetes; Onygenales; Onygenaceae. Gene Ontology annotation, molecular function: oxidoreductase activity.
AUGCCUCUCCCAAUCAUCUCUCAUACGAUCGCCAAUGGCUUCUCAUCCAUCCCAUACGGAUAUCCCAUUGUCACGACAGCUUCAGGCAUCGCCGCUAUCUCAUCGCUCAAGCGGUACUUUGGCGGCGCGGAUGCACUCGAAAGUAGUUAUGAUUACGGUAAAUAUGGCCAUAUUGCUCUACCGCUACCCACCAAGAAUGCAACGUAUUCGCUGAUAUUCUAUUCCUCUCAGGGCGGUACUUCUGGCGUUGGAGCGUCGAUAGUAUAUGAACUUGCCUCCCGCGGUGCCCAGAUAAUCAUCCUUACCCAGCAUCACCCUACCGAUCUUUUCCUUGUGGACUACAUCGAUGAUCUCCGAAACAGCACCAAUAACCCACUCAUAUAUGCCGAGCAAGUCGACCUAUCGUCCCUCCACUCUAUCCGACUCUUCGCUACAAAAUGGAUAGACAACACGCCCCCACGACGACUAGACAUGGUCAUCCUUUGCGGGAACAUCAUGACCCCGUCACACUCUCCGGACUCGCGAGCGACAGCUGACGGCCUGAAUCGAGAGUGGCAGGUUAACUACCUCGCGAAUUUCCAUUUGCUGAGUAUACUAAGUCCCGCAUUGCGAGCUCAGCCGCCCGACCGGGAUGUUAGAGUAAUAUUUGCGACAUGCUCGAGCUAUAUCGGGGGAAACUUGAAUUUUGAAACGUUGGAAUCUACCACCAACCUGGGCGUAUCAACCACAGCAAAACCAACCGCCAAAAACGUAGCAAAAGCAAAGCAUACAUCUGGCAGUAUGUACGCUACGUCGAAACUCGCCCUCAUGAUCUUCGCCCGUUCUUUCCAAGCCCACCUCGCCAACUACGACAAUCUCAACCACACCAAGAAGAACCAGCCCAAGCGGCCCACAAACUCCCGCGUCCUCGUCGUCGACCCGGGCUUCUCCAGGACACCAGGUACCAGACGGUGGUUAACCCGUGGCUCACUGCUGGGACUGCUGCUGUACCUCAUCACAUGGCCCAUCUGGUGGUUGAUUCUGAAGUCACCGGAGCAAGGGGCGCAAAGUUUUCUUCUGGCGGCUAUGGAAGCGGGCUUCAGCGCCGUGGGUGAGACGGAGGCGGAGAAGAAGGAGCGAAGGGUGGGAAUUGCGGGUGGUACGUUGAUUAAAGAGUGUAGGCAGAGGGAGGUGUUGAGGAAGGAGAUCAUGGAUGAUAAAAUCGCGGAGAGGCUGUGGAAAUUCAGUCAGGAGCAGCUGGAAAGGACGGAGAAAGCGAGCGCUCUUAGGAGGGCGGUUGAAAAGGGAAGAAGGGAAGAGGGAGCAAAACAGGAAAAACCUGUAAAAAUAAAUAAAAAGGAGAGAUAG